AUGUCCCCGCGCAGCGCAGCGCCCGAAGCGGCGCAGAGCUACAGCUCCAGGCUGGGGGCGCACAGGAAAACCGGGGAGGCCGCUGAGCUGCGGAAGACCCUCAAGCCGCUGAUGGAGAAGCGCAGACGAGCCCGCAUCAAUGAGAGCCUCAACCAGCUGAAGACCCUCAUCCUGCCGCUCAUCGGCAAAGACAGCUCGCGCUAUUCCAAGCUAGAGAAGGCGGAUAUUCUGGAGAUGACCGUGCAGUUCCUCAAGGAGAUCCCCGCCCCCUGCCCCCCCGUCCCAGACCCCGCCGAGAGUUACCGGGAAGGAUACCGAGCCUGCCUGUCCCGCCUCACCAGCCUGCUGGCAAAGUCCCACCUCCUGGGCAGAGACUCGUGCAGCCACCUCCUGGAGCACCUGCAAAGGACCAGCGCUGAGCCCAACAGCUGCCAGGACUGCAGCAGCCCCACGGACUCAUGCCCAGCCUGGUGGAGGGCAAUGCCAGCCAGCCCGGCCAGGGGGCUGCGGGAGAUCUCACCCCCUCGCCCCCAAGCUGCAAAUCCAGGCAUCUGGAGGCCCUGGUAGAGCAGCGGACUCUGCACAUCUCUGCCUGUACAUAGGGGAGCCCAGCUAUUUAUUUGUACAUUGAUCGCCCUCUUCCUUUCCAGUGUAAAUACCAUAGACAGCCCCUGCCAGAGCCCCGCCGGGGCCUGGGCAGCUCAGCACGUGGUCCCUGUGCGGGUGACAAGGCAGCGGGGUGAAGUGGAACCUGGUAAACCCAAAGGGGUGUCUCCUGGGCCUGUGAACUGCACACUGCUUGGCCAGAGGCCGACUGGCCCUUGCUAUGGAGUCACUAGAGUUUCAUA
This is a messenger RNA of Trachemys scripta elegans, 848 nucleotides long. It is a transcript of the gene HES2, whose product is annotated as hes family bHLH transcription factor 2. The transcript is spliced from 4 exons. Gene Ontology annotation, cellular component: nucleus. Lineage: Eukaryota; Metazoa; Chordata; Testudines; Emydidae. Bases 1 to 567 code for a protein of 188 amino acids. Gene Ontology annotation, molecular function: protein dimerization activity; RNA polymerase II cis-regulatory region sequence-specific DNA binding; DNA-binding transcription factor activity, RNA polymerase II-specific. Gene Ontology annotation, biological process: regulation of transcription by RNA polymerase II; anterior/posterior pattern specification; regulation of neurogenesis. The record is from RefSeq and is a predicted model, not a curated record.